Melampsora larici-populina 98AG31 is the source of this 842-nucleotide messenger RNA. RefSeq lists its product as uncharacterized. The record is from RefSeq and is a predicted model, not a curated record. Bases 9 to 842 code for a protein of 277 amino acids. Lineage: Eukaryota; Fungi; Basidiomycota; Pucciniomycetes; Pucciniales; Melampsoraceae. The transcript is spliced from 2 exons.
CAAAAAAAAUGCAAUCAUCAAUUUCAAUUGCUAGAGCUACUGCCACUUUACCUCGCAGUUGGAUCAAAAACAUCACCAAAGGUAGUUCCAACAUCUCAGAGGCACGUUUGACCAAGAGACAAGAGGGUGCCAAUAAAAUUAAUCUCAUCCUCCAAAAAUACCUCCAACGUGGUAUUGAACCUUCAACUGAAUUACUAGACAGUUUAGAUCCAACCAACUUAAGCUUUGAAGGAACUAUCUCAGCAUCAUCAUCAUGUGCAGGAUCUUUAUCAGGAGCAAUGAUACUCGAACCAACUCCUCCAAUGCCAUCAUCACCAAAACAACCCAAACGAAAACCAAAAAAGAAUCAAAUCGAUUCAGAAAGAUGUAAAUUAAUCAGAAAACAAACCAAACGACAAUCAAUCUUACCAUCAUUCUUUGAACCUAACCAACCGAUCCCAGAAGUACCUAAACGACAACCGAAACUUCCAAGUUCAACCACCAUUCCAACCAAACUAACGGUUGAAGCACUUUCAGCCCACAAUCAUCCCGUCAACGUUUUUCUAAAUCCUACAUAUGAGAAACCUAAGAUUCGAAAAUCAAUUUCAUUUCAAACUUUACCUAUCAUUAGAAUUAUUAAACCUAUACCUGAAUGUUUAGAUGAUCAUUCUAAUCCAUCUAGUAGGGAUCCAUUUUAUUAUGAUCAAGUUUUGAAAAAGAUAGAUUUUUUUGAAGAACAAGAAAAGAUUAAUAAAAAAAUUAAAUUAGAAGAAGAGAAAGAGAAUAGGGAUAGAAGUGGGUCCCAAGGUAGCGUUGGAUCUGGUAGUGUGACAGCUUGGUUUGCUGAACAAUAUCAGGAUUGA